AGUAAGUUUUCAGUAAUGGCGGGUGCUGUGAAGAGAUUUUAUGAUAUUACAGCAAAAUUGCUGUCUGGAGAACCUUUGGCUUUCUCUGCACUAAAAGGAAAAGCGGUCCUGAUUGAAAAUGUGGCGUCUCUUUGAGGAACAACAACCAGGGACUACACUCAGAUGAACGAGCUCCACUCCCGCUACGGCCCGAAGGGACUUGUUAUUCUGGGUGUACCCUGUAAUCAGUUUGGACACCAGGAGAACUGCAAGAAUGAUGAAAUAUUGAGAUCUCUGAAGUAUGUCCGUCCAGGAAAUGGUUUUGAGCCAAACUUCCAGCUUCUUGAGAAGGUGGAUGUGAAUGGUAAAGAUGCCCAUCCCUUGUUUGUCUAUCUGAAAGAAAAGCUUCCUUUUCCGUCUGAUGACCCUAUGGCUCUCAUGAAUGACCCCAAGUCCAUCAUCUGGAGUCCCGUCAGAAGGAAUGAUGUAUCCUGGAAUUUUGAGAAGUUUCUUGUUGGUCCUGAUGGUGAACCUUACAAACGCUACAGCCGCAACUUCCUCACUAUUGACACUGAGGCUGACAUUCAAGAGCUACUUAAAAGGGUCCAAUAGUUUUCUUGUUAUCUGUGU
Messenger RNA from Boleophthalmus pectinirostris (great blue-spotted mudskipper), 609 nucleotides. It is a transcript of the gene gpx1a, whose product is annotated as glutathione peroxidase 1a. Gene Ontology annotation, molecular function: glutathione peroxidase activity. Gene Ontology annotation, biological process: response to hydrogen peroxide; hydrogen peroxide catabolic process; glutathione metabolic process. Lineage: Eukaryota; Metazoa; Chordata; Actinopteri; Gobiiformes; Gobiidae. The record is from RefSeq and is a predicted model, not a curated record. Gene Ontology annotation, cellular component: cytosol; mitochondrion.